ACGCAAAAGGCCUUCCGGCUGAACACCGUGCGCGCCGACCAGGCAGCCGGCAUCGUCAACUUCGUGUCAUCAGACAUCCAGAAGAUCUACGAUGGUGCCAUGGAGCUGCACUACCUGUGGACCGCCCCCUUCGAGGCCGCCGCCAUCCUGGGCCUGCUGGGCUACCUCACCAACGACUCCAUGCUUCCCGGUCUGGGCGUCAUCCUGUUGGUGCUUCCGCUGCAGUACUUUUUCGGCUGGAAGAUCAUCCAGCUGAAGCUCAAGGGCGCAGAGCUGGUGGCGUCCCGCAGCAGCGUCAUUCAGGAGGUGCUGCCCGCCAUCAAGCUGGUCAAGUACUACGCGUGGGAGAACUUCUUCGAGGAGCAAAUCAACAAGGUACGCCGUGAGGAGCUGCGCCUGUCCUUCUGGAACGCCGCCAUGAAGGUCGUCAACGUGGCGUGUGUGUUUUGCGUGCCUCCCAUGACCGCCUUCGUCAUCUUCGUGAACUACGAGUUCAACAAGGCGCGGCUGGUGUCCGCGGUGGCCUUCACCACGCUCUCGCUGUUCAACAUCCUGCGCUUCCCGCUGGUGGUACUGCCCAAGGCGCUGAGGGCGGCGUCGGAGGCCCGUGCCUCCCUGCAGCGCCUGGAGGCCUACCUGCUGGAGGACACCCCGGCCACCACCGCAACCGGAGCAGCAGCGACCCGUGGGACGCUCUCCGCCUCCCCCUCCUCCGCGAAGCUCUGCGGGCUGCCGGCGGCGGCGGGCGCUCACCUGGACAACACGGUAUUCCACCACCCCGCCAACCCCAACUGGCACCUGCACAUCCCGCGCUUCGACGUGCGGCCGGGUCAGGUGGUGGCGGUGGUGGGUCGCAUCGGCGCAGGCAAGUCCUCUCUCAUUCAGGCGCUGCUGGGUAACAUGGUGAAGGAGCACGGAGCAAUGCAGGUGGGCGGCCGCAUUUCCUACGUGCCCCAGAACCCCUGGCUCCAGAACCUCUCCGUCCGCGACAACGUGCUGUUCGGAGAGGAGUGGGACCAGGCCAAGUACGAC
Astrephomene gubernaculifera is the source of this 1032-nucleotide messenger RNA. The record is from the annotation of a GenBank genome assembly. Lineage: Eukaryota; Viridiplantae; Chlorophyta; Chlorophyceae; Chlamydomonadales; Astrephomenaceae.